GUCGAGAAUGUCUAGACUAGCUCGAUAACAGAACCUUUGGAACUUUAGAUGAGGAUUCCUUUGGGUGAUGUCAGAGUGCGUCGGUCAUUAUCAUGUCAACGUCACCACGAAUCCGGAAUAAGGUUAGAAUACCAUCACCACUGCACGGCGCGUGUGGUCUUGACAAUACCAUUUGCAGUACGCGUGCAGGUAUCAUCGGAAAACUGUGGGCUUCGAAAAACAUUGGCUUUCAUUGAUUUUCGAAAGGGACGGAAUGAAAAUGGAUCUGUCUGUUGCUCCAUGGCAUCUUGCAGGAUCAUUGCCGUGUAAUGCUGAAGAAUGACACGGGCGUCCGGAGCAAAUCUGCACACAGACGAGGAGCCGACACUUUGGGUUUCAGGAUGACCGCAACGUCUGAAACCAUUGACUUCUUGGCCGUAGGAACUGUUUUCCAAACGACAGGAUCAUUGAUGUGUAAUGUUGAAGGAUUGGAAGACCAAGCGUGAACGGUUCGGCGGUAGACGUGAAAAGGGUCUCUACAGCCGAGCGUUCCGGGCUUUCAAGAUGGCUGAUGUGUCCGGGGCUUCCUCGUCGCUCUCCGUGUGGAUUUCAUGCUUCACACUUAUAGCAAUGGCGGAAUCAGCCCUGUACCGAGUGUUUCCAGAAUCUGCUGCCGUGUUAGUCGGACACAACGUAACCAUGAACUGCGCAUUCAGCGGGCUCUCAGCGAGUGACGUCGUCAACUGGCACAAGUACAAUCCUUCCGAACCCGACGGCAAACCGUUCCACGUGUCCUCGGGGAGCGUCGUGGAUCCCGAAUUCCCCCGAUUCUCCAUCGUCGGUAAUAACCGUAGCGGAGAGUUUAACUUGCGGGUGACGAAUGCUCAACCAGCCGACGCCGGGAACUACCGGUGCGGGGUGUUCUCAUUCACGGACACGAGGGAUGCAAGGUUGACUGUCGUCGUUCCCCCGCCGUCAUCACCUGUCGUACUCGGCGACCUGUCACCUCGCGCAGCCGGCAAAAGUCUCAUCCUGUCCUGCCGGUCUGAAGGGGGCGACCCGCUCCCGACCCUGGCCUGGUAUAACGGCACACAGCGGUUAGACCUGCCACGUGAAGCAAUGGUAGAGCAAGCGGUCAGAAGAAUAUCUCUAGACCUGGUGAUCUCGUUCCUGACCAAAUGGGAUAAUGGAGCCAACUUCAGCUGUGAAUCUGACCAGGGCUUCCCUUUCCUUACUGACCCGCUGGUCACUUCAGUGACAAUUCAAGUUAGGUAUCCUCCAGUUGUUAAGGUCCCAAAGAUGUCAGUUGUAGUGACUGAAGGACAGUCAGCGAACCUGAGCUGUGAGGUUGACAGCAAUCCCAGAGCAUCAUUGACCUGGUGGAGACUCGGCGACAGCUCACCCCAAGGACCUCUGGGGAGAGGAAGUGUCCUUACUUUGACAAAUGUGACCAGCUUCGACCUCGGCACGUACCAGUGCACAGCGCGGAAUGGAGUCAAACCAGACGGAUUUGGGACGAUGGCAUUAGAUGUCAGAUUCCCACCCCUCAUCAAAUCCGUCUUUGAUGAGGAGACGACGGUUAUGUACGGACAAGCCGGUUUCUCUUUAAACUGCCAGGCAGAAGGAAACCCGAAACCUAGAGUCCGAUGGAGGCGGAUUGGCACCAGGGUGUUCUAUGAAAACCCUCUAGCGUUCUCCGAGAUAGGGUAUGCCAAUGAAGGGGCGUAUGAAUGCGUCGCUAACAGCAAGGGCUUUCAAGCAGUGAGCAGGAGCACGUUCAUCAACGUCGUAGGUAGACCGGAGGUCCUCAACGUCUCGUCUACAGUUUCUGUCACGAGAGGCGAGCCUGUCAGUCUUACCUGUUUAAUCCGUAGCGACCCUACUCCUGACAAGAUCACAUGGUUAUGGAGAGGUCGGAGUGGUCAGAGAGACUUUGAUGAUAAAAGUAAAGGUGACGUAGAUGUUAAAACUGUCUACGGCGACAAGAUACAGAGCAAGUUGACUAUAUCUUCUGCAACAAAAGACCUUGCAGGAACAUACAUGUGCAAGGCAACCAACAAGUUCGGCUCGGACUUGAGAGAGUUUCGACUAACAGUUUCAGUUUCUCGUGUAGCUGUUGUUGGUGUGAUUGCCGGGUCUGCAGCGGUGGGGAUGCUUCUUGCCGUUGCUGCCAUCAUCACUCUGAGUAUCAGGAGGGGCUGGAUCCGACGGGAUAGGAAGGAAAAAAAAUCUUCAAAAUCAGAGUCCAUAGCUUACUGCAUAACGAGAGGUUCUGCGAACAAAAAAAAGAAGAACGGCUCGCCGACUAAGAGGUCUGCGAUAGAGUUGCAGCACUUUGAGAAACCAACGAUACACAGCUCUCCUGCUCGGCGGGAUAGAAACACAUAUUCGAUUGACCUUCUACAUUCAAGUGAUGUAGAACGAAAAAUCGACUAUCCUAGCAACGAGAAGGAACAGUUCUAUGAGGAAGACAUUUGCCUUCAACACAGCCCUUAUAGAACGGGAAGACAAACGAAACUGGACUUUACUAACCGCAGAUGCUGACGACAUUUGUGACCUGGGAAAGGAAAUUAAAGGAUCCAGCGGCUUUAACUACAUCUUUCGAUCAACAGUGACUUACUUUUAUUUCUAAUCAAGAGAAAGACGAUACGCUGACGACUGCUUAGAAACAGUUGUAUACCAAUGACAGCUAGCUUUCGAGAUGUUUUCCAUCUUUCUCUGUUGCAGUUAUUCUGUAUCAACAAAUCCUUCCUGGAAUAUCUGAAUUCCCCUUGCUUCCAGCAGACGGCACCAGACAGCAAAGUCACCAGGGCUGCCGAAGAAAGGUCAGAAAGGACAAUGAAUGUCCUUUCUGAUCCCACGGUAUACUUGUGAAGCCAUUGUCUAGACACCUGCCAAACAUGAAGGCAGAUUUAUGUAUGAUACGAUUUGCAAUCUGUGAUUGUACUGGCUUUAUGAAAUCACGAAAAAUUAAUAAAAGCACCAAAUAACUGAGGAAAAAACUUUAACGACCACAGUGGAUAAAGAAUACUUUUCCUAUUUCAGUUUUUGGUUGACAUGUAUUUUGUACUUCAAAACAAUGUCGCCAGGGGUCGUUGAAAAACCUUUUCAUAGUUCAAACGAUUACAAUUUAGUUCUAUGCGUGUUAUUCAUAACACAUAAAACAGAGAGUUUCCGUUAUCGUCAUUGGCACGAAAAGAAUAAACCUUUUGGGGUCUAAAACAUGUUAACAUGUGAAUUACUGGACUCGAAGUCAUUUCUUGUAUUGUGUAUUAAGUUCAGGAAAACAAUAAACACUGUUACAAUAUUCAUUUUGAGAUCAUAAAGUCACACAAGUGACUCUCUGUAGACACAACAGAAUA
Messenger RNA from Branchiostoma floridae (Florida lancelet), 3341 nucleotides. Its product is annotated as hemicentin-2-like. The record is from RefSeq and is a predicted model, not a curated record. The transcript is spliced from 12 exons. Gene Ontology annotation, cellular component: cell-cell junction. Bases 457 to 2523 code for a protein of 688 amino acids. Gene Ontology annotation, molecular function: cell adhesion molecule binding. NCBI's taxonomy places the organism in Eukaryota, Metazoa, Chordata, Leptocardii, Amphioxiformes, Branchiostomatidae. Gene Ontology annotation, biological process: cell-cell adhesion.